Messenger RNA from Erinaceus europaeus (western European hedgehog), 5133 nucleotides. RefSeq names its product zinc finger BED-type containing 6 (gene ZBED6). The transcript has a single exon. Gene Ontology annotation, molecular function: DNA binding; protein dimerization activity. The record is from RefSeq and is a predicted model, not a curated record. Gene Ontology annotation, cellular component: nucleus. NCBI's taxonomy places the organism in Eukaryota, Metazoa, Chordata, Mammalia, Eulipotyphla, Erinaceidae. The coding region runs from base 932 to 3955 and encodes 1007 amino acids.
AGUCGGUGCGGAAUCCUAUGGGGAAGGCCGGUUAUUCUUGGCGUCUGCCAGACCUUGGCUCUGGGACCUUGAGCAGCAGGCGGUGGUAGCGAUGCUCUGGAGGGUGGAUGUGUGCGGGUGCUGGGACAAGGGGAGCUGGAAACCCGCAAGGCUCCGGGGAGCUUUGAAGCUCACAGUUCAGUUUGAGCUGCUCAUAUGGUGAGCCAGCUUAUGAAAUCCUCACGGGUCAUAAAGCUGCUCCAGUCCAAGCGUUUCUGAAAACUAAUCAUGGCUUAACCAAUUGAAAAUGCAAUUCGUAGCUCGCUUUUGAUUUUACUCUCAAACGCAUUUUCCCCCCAGCCGCCUGCAUUUAAAAAGAAAAAGUGUAUUACUUUUAGAACUGAAAGGGCUCAGAUAGCACUUGCUGUUAAUGACCAGUAUGUGGAGUCUGAUUUAGCUGUUCAGAAUUGACAUUUGGGUUUUAUUGGAAGUCUGUCCUCAGUGAUGAAUGUUGAAUGAUGCACUAUGUUUUUGUUUACAUGAAAUUUCUGGAAAAUUAUCAUUUUAGGGUUUAGGGGGGGAAAUCUUGCUCUUAUAAGGCCCAUGAACAUGUUUUAAAAGCUGAAGGCACUUGACGCAUAUCAUAGUUCUUGUUGAAGCAGAAAGAACAUUGGGCCUGGAAUUUGGAAGACCUGACUUGCUAGUUGCUACUGACUCUUGGAAAGUGGGCCUUCUUUCUCUCUCUCUUUUUUGUUUUUCUAUUUUUUUUUUCCUGUAACAUGAGCUCAAAUUUGAAUUCAGAGCUCAGAAAGUUGGAAGGGACCUUACAGCCCUCUAAGAAAGAGUUUGGGAAUGUACUUCAUUGCUGUCAGUUUUUCUCUAAAAAUAACCUGGCCUGGAAGUCCUUGGUCCAAAGGGAAUUUGAUUCCCCAUAGAAAUUGCAGGGAAGUGAAUGCACGUAGAGAGGAGCAGCUGUAUUCCUGCUGGAGUAGGAAAUCCACUAACAGAUUCUGGGACGCAUUUUGGAGGCAUAAAGAGAAUGAGCAUAUGUUCCUUAAGUGUACCAGUUUCCACACACUCUCCUGGCAGAAGAUCCACUGCGCUUAGUGGAGCUGGCAUUUUGGGGUGUGUUUCUAUUCAUUCUAAUACAGAGGAAGAUGAUGUGGUAGAGGGAAAGAUGGUGGCAGAAGGAAUGAGUAAAGAGGCAAAACUGCCUGCCAAAAAGAAAAGAAAGAAGGGUUUACGAAUUAAAGGUAAAAGGCGACGAAAGAAACUGAUUCUCGCCAAAAAGUUCAGUAAAGAUUUGGGAACUGGGAGACCUGUUACAGAUGCCCCUGCUUUGUUAACUUCCAACUCUCCUGAGCAAGAUGAAGAAAGUCUUUUUGAUGGCAAUAUAGAAAAACAGAUUUAUCUACCCAGUACUAGAGCCAAGACCUCCAUCGUGUGGCACUUCUUCCAUGUUGACCCCCAGUACACCUGGCGGGCUAUUUGUAACCUGUGUGAGAAAAGUGUUAGCAGGGGCAAACCAGGCAGCCAUCUGGGAACAUCUACUCUCCAACGACAUCUGCAGGCAAGGCAUUCACCUCACUGGGCUCGGGCCAACAAAUACGGAGUCACUAGCGGGGAAGAGGAUUUUUCUUUGGAACUGCCUUUGUCUCCCUCUUCUGCUGGAAGCAGUGGAAGUUUUGAAUAUAUCCCAGCUGAUCCGCUGGAUGAUGGUAGAGUGGGUAAGAAGCGUGAUAAGUCAGUAUCUGAUGCCCUGAGGGCAGAGAGAGGAAGAUUUCUCAUCAAAAGUAAUAUUGUCAAGCAUGCCUUAAUUCCUGGAGCAAGAGCCAAGACAUCUGCAGUUUGGAAUUUUUUUUAUACUGAUCCUCAGCACAUCUCAAGAGCCGUCUGUAAUAUAUGUAAAAGGAGUGUGAGCCGGGGGAGACCAGGCUCGCACUUAGGAACCUCAACACUUCAGCGACACCUGCAGGCCACGCAUCCCAUCCAUUGGGCUGUGGCCAACAAAGACAGUGGUGCAGCUGGAAAUGGAUUUGAUGAGACUGACACCGAGAGAAGUGAUCUCUUGAGUGAUCCUUUGCAUGGCGAUAAGUCCACGGGCAGCCAAGAUUUAACAGUUGAAGACCUUAGUGACUCUGAUUCAGAUGAACCUCAUGUGUCGGAAGUUGAACACAGUAGGUCUGAGAGUCCCGUUCCUGUUGCCGAGCAAGAUGCUGUAAUGCACAUACAGGAGAAAGAAACAACUCAUUGUGAAAAUUCAGUCUCAAGUCGGAUAAAUCAGGCCGUUAUUCAGAUGAUUGUGGAGGAUAUGCAUCCUUACAACUACUUUUCAACACCAGCCUUUCAACGGUUUAUGCAGAUUGUGGCCCCUGACUAUAGGUUGCCAUCUGAGACGUACUUUUUCACCAAGGCCGUACCUCAGUUGUAUGACUGGGUCAGAGAAAAGGUGUUCUUAACUUUAGAGAAUGUUCAGAGCCAAAAGAUCCACCUGACUGUAGACAUGUGGACCCAUGACCCCUGCACUGACUAUUUUAUUGUGACUGUACACUGGGUCUCUUUGGAAACACCGUCUUCUAGUAAUGGCAAGAUCCCCGAUUUCAGAAAGUCAGCAGUGCUUUGUGUAACAGGUUUGGCCAAAGACUGUUUGCCAACCAACAUUUUACAAGAAUUAAAUGACCAGAUCGGUCUGUGGCUUUCUCCUAAUUUCCUCAUCCCUACCUUCAUUGUUUCUGACAGCUCUUCUCAUGUGGUACAUGCGAUCAAAGAUGGUGGUUUCACACAUGUGCCAUGCUUCCUGCACUGUUUAAAUAUAAUCAUUCAAGACUUUUUCUGUGAACACAAAAGCAUUGAGAAUAUGUUAGUGGCUGCUAGGAAAACUUGUCAUCAUUUUAGUCAUUCCGUUAAAGCCCGUCAGAUCCUUCAAGAAUUUCAAAAUGAUCACCAACUUCCGUGGAAGGACUUGAAGCAAGAUGAAGCCGGCCACUGGAUUUCUACCUUCUAUAUGUUGAAAUGGCUGUUGGAACAUUGCUAUUCAGUUCACCAUAGUCUUGGUAGAGCCAGCGGAGUUGUACUCACCUCCCUUCAGUGGACUCUAAUGACUUACGUUUGUGACAUUCUUAAGCCAUUUGAGGAAGUAACUCAGAAAGUGAGUGUGAAGACCACAGGACUGAAUCAGGUGCUACCCCUAAUCCAUCAUCUACUCCUUUCCCUGCAGAAACUUAGAGAAAAUUUUCACGGCAGAGGCAUUACUCAGGCCCUCAACCUGGUGGACAGUUUAUCUCUCAGACUUGAAACGGACACACUACUAAGUACCAUGCUCAAGUCCAAGCCCUGUAUCUUGGCUACUUUGUUAGAUCCUUGCUUUAAAAACAGUUUGGAGGAAUUUUUCCCUCAAGGUGCCGAUUUAGAAAUGUAUAAGCAGAUUCUUGCAGAAGAAGUUUGUAGUUACAUGGACUCUCCACCAGAGGUUUGCCAUCUCGCAACUUCAGAAUCUUCUGGUUCCUUUACUAUUGGAGGCACUGAUUCACUUACCUCAUCUAUAAGAGAAGGCACUUCCAGUUCAGGGUCUAUGGAGAACUCAGUUAUAAAUGUUGCCAUAACAAACAAAAGCUUCAUGCUUCCCUCUGCUAUAGCGCUAGUGGAUGAAUAUUUCAAAGAGAAGUAUACAGAGAUCUCAGGAGGUGGUGACCCUUUCAUUUACUGGCAAAGGAAGGGGAGCAUAUGGCCGGCUUUGACCCAAGUUGCCAUUCAGUAUCUAAGUUGCCCCAUUUGUAGUUGGCAAGCUGAGUGUACCUUUACUACAAAUAGUUACUUUCAUCCAAAGCAAAUCAUGAGCCUGGACUUUGACAAUAUAGAACAACUGAUGUUUCUGAAAAUGAACUUGAAAAAUGUUAACUAUGAUUAUUCCACAUUGGUUUUAAGUUUGGGUCCUGAGAAUGAAGUUGUUCAAAGUAAUGAAAAAGAAGUAUCUUAAUUUCUUUUUUUUUCUCCAUGCAAAAUGAACAACAGUUUAUUACUAUGUUACUUUAUCCUAAUUGCUAUAGCUGUUAUAUAUAGUUAUGCUGACCUAGGAAUGAACCGAGGGAAACCUGAAAAAUGCAAAAAAGGCUGAAAAUUCCUUAGAGGCAUUAUAAUGUUGAUAAAGUGAAGAUUAUCUUUCAAGAAUUCAAGCAACUAAAUAAAGCAGUCAAAUUUUGGUUUAUAAUCAGUUGAGGGGACAAAGGGUUUCAUUUUUUUUUUUUAAGCUUGAUUUUUUUUGUGUGGGUUUUGUUUUUUUUUUUUGUUAAAAAUAUAGUGCAGCAUUGAAAGACUAUUGCUAUAUCUGCAUGAUUGAUUGGAUUAGUAAUUGGUGUUAAGUGGAGUUUUUUCCCAGUGUGGGAAAUUUGUUCUAAAACCAGAGAAAUUGAGGAGGGGAGGAAGGUAGAUUGGUAUGUUUUUUCCCUCCUCUAUUAUUCAUUUCUUCUUAAACUCUAAUGCGUUGGCAAAAUAAUAAUAAUAAUCAUGAAAUUAUAUUUGAACAUUUCUAUUUACCUCCUCAUACUGGUCAGCUUUAUAAAAUUUUCAACUUACUGAAUGUGAGAGUUAUUAUAUUCAAAGUUGGAUCUGUAUAAAGGGGGUACAUUAGAGAAUAGUUGGGAAAAUUACUUUUUUGUCUUGGAACUGGUUUUUUCCCCCUCCUUUACAAAGUAGUAUAAAAACAGUAUAGAAAUUAUAUAGGUACUUUUAUAUGAUUUAUGAGUAAAUAACAAUAAAAAGUUCAUAAAAAUUGAGAAAGAUUGGGGAUUGCUAUGAACACACUUUGUGAAACUCAGUAUUUCGUGAACAUUUUCUUUAAUUUCAAAUCGUAUUAAAUGUCUUUUAAAAAAUAGACUGAAUGAUCCAUAAUAAUAUAUUAAUCAUGAGAUUGGUUUGAUCUCUAAUCUUAACUAAAAAUAAGCGAUCAAUAUUUUUUGUGUGUUAGGAAUCAUUGUCUCACUGCUAAAAUGAGAUGAUUGAUCUCAGCGAUCCUUAAUGUCCAUUUCCACUCUGAAAAUAUUUCUUUGAAUUGAGUGGAAGGCCAGAAAAAUGAUGACUUUUAGUAAAGUCUAUUAAAAGUUUCAGACUGAAUAACUAAUGUAAGAUCCCAAUUUUUCCUUUUUUUCAUUUUAGAUU